AAUCGUGAAGAUGCGCAGAGAACCGGCGAGUGAAUCAUUUAUCCAUUAAUAGUUCAGAAUACGCAAAAUUGCUGCCCGUCCGACGAAAUCAUCAUGCAACACUGACGGUGUCGUACGAGACACAGUCAGCAUGUCAGUUUUCGUGAAAAUUGAAAUUAGUCAGUACAUUUCGCGGUGAAGAGAUUAUUUCUUUCGGAGUGAGAGAAAGUUCUUUUCUUUUUUCACAAGUUCUCUCUCUCUCUCUCUCUCUGAUCGAAAGUGCCGUCUCUAUCUUAUCGACGGAAAUAGUGACAGCCCUGUUUCAUCGACGGAGCGGGCGAUCGGGCGAUAGUCAACGGAGUAUCGGCGUACGUACGGAUGACAAAUCUGUCGCGAUCUGUCCACAGUGCCCGAUUAUCGUUAUCAUAACGUACGUUGGACGUGAGUCUUCCUGCCCGGCGCAAUAAUGAUUUUGCUCGAGAUACACAAUAGGAUACUUGAAGAAACGUUAACGAACAAAAUCAAGAAUGCCUUGUCGGGACACAAGCAGGAGUCGACAGACGUCGUCAUAGCAGAUUUUGACGGAGUGUUGUUUCAUAUUUCAAACCUCAGCGGUGACAAGUCAAAGCUUAGAAUAAGUAUCCUGCUCAAAUUUUAUAAACAAUUACAAGAACAUGGCGCGGAUGAGCUGCUUAAACGAGAAUACGGGUCUCAUCUUAUUGCACCGGAGAGUGGUUACAAUGUAUCAGUACUCAUAGAUCUGGAAAAGUUACCAGAGGACUGGGAGGCAUUAGUGAGGAAAGUUGCAUUGCUGAAGAGGCACUGCUUUGCCAGUGUUUUUGAGAAGUACUUUGACUUUCAAGAAGAAUACUUUGAUUCUCCAGGCAGGCCGUUGCAGAAGAGGGCGGUUAUUCAGUAUAGGGAUGAAGAGACAAUGUAUGUGGAGGCUAAGAGCGACAGAGUCACAGUGGUAUUCAGUACAAUAUUUAAGGAUGAAGACGACAUGGUUAUUGGCAAACUGUUCUUGCAAGAAUUGAAAGAGGGCAGGCGGGCAAGUCACACCGCACCCCAAGUAUUGUUUAAUCAUCGCGAGCCACCGUUGGAGUUACAGGAUUCUGAAGCAGCUGUAGGAGAUUGCAUCGGCUACAUUACAUUCGUACUGUUUCCACGUCACACUAACCGGGAGGCUCGCGACAAUACUAUCGACUUGAUACACAUGUUUAGAAACUAUUUGCACUACCAUAUUAAGUGCAGUAAAGUUUACAUCCACUCCAGAAUGCGUACCAAGACAACAGAUUUUCUCAAGGUGCUGAAUAGAGCAAGAUCUCAGUCUAAGAAUACUGAGAAGAAAACUAUCACGGGACGAACGUUUAUCAGGAAAGAAUGAACAUGCUAGAGAGACAAAAGUGUUAUCACUUCCUAAAGAAGGAGAGAGAGAGAAAGAGAAGGAUUAUCGCGCGUAGUGCGGUCAAAAAAACCAUUGUCUGUCACGUGCGAGAUUCCCCACGUUGGCAUUCCUUGAUUCGCGCUAUCAGCAGUGCUUCGGACCUUUGAGUUUCAACCAGUUAAUUGAACAGUGCCCUAGGAAAUAUUUAGCGUCUCGUUAAGUGGGUGAGAAGAGAAGAUAAGAUGAUCGUACUUCUCGUCUCAUCGUCAACUUAUUCAGUAUGACGCGUCCCGAGAAGGGAGGGAAGAUAUUCGAAGAUACCGAAGUUACUGUAUCUGCGUACCAACGGUGCUAGCGAGUAUCGGUCGUUGCAAAAGGUUUCGUCGGUCUUCACAGUGAUCUAGGAUUCAAAGAUAGUAGCGCUGAAACUUGAAGGAGAAGCUUUACGGAUUCGGUUACUUAUUACGCUGGUUGUUAUCUCGAACAAUUUAUCAUACGUUAUGACAUUCUUCCAAUUGCGUCAUGUACUCCGUGUGCGAGUACAUGAAAUGCGUAUUAGUGUUAUGGCGACUGAUACACCGCGCUGCGAGACAUCCACGAGAACUUGGGCGGACAGGCAUGAGAUACAUACAUUAAAGAUACCUAGAAAUUCAAUUAAUUGUCGAACUUAUCGAGUCUGUGAUUUUAUACCGUUUCGAAGUUUCCUCGGAGCAGCGUUAAUUCGAACGGGCAUGGAAGCGGUAUAUCGAUAGAAACCAGAUGAUGAUAAGUAACGGAAUGAUUAAACAAACACUUUUACUUUCCACAUAGCAUUUCUCAUCGCGACGAACGAAUCACCGAGCGAGCCAAGUAUUGUUAAAUAGCUCGAUUGUUUCCUCUUAUAAUAUUUUUAUCGUCUCUACUUUAUCGCUAUACAUUUUUGGCUAUUGUGAAAUAAUAAAACGUCAUUAACAAUCCA
Odontomachus brunneus is the source of this 2324-nucleotide messenger RNA. RefSeq names its product probable actin-related protein 2/3 complex subunit 2 (gene Arpc2). NCBI's taxonomy places the organism in Eukaryota, Metazoa, Arthropoda, Insecta, Hymenoptera, Formicidae. The coding region runs from base 446 to 1366 and encodes 306 amino acids. The transcript is spliced from 7 exons. The record is from RefSeq and is a predicted model, not a curated record. Gene Ontology annotation, biological process: Arp2/3 complex-mediated actin nucleation; actin filament polymerization. Gene Ontology annotation, molecular function: actin filament binding; structural constituent of cytoskeleton. Gene Ontology annotation, cellular component: actin cytoskeleton; Arp2/3 protein complex.